Molecule: messenger RNA, 1281 nt
Organism: Erythranthe guttata (spotted monkey flower)
Lineage: Eukaryota; Viridiplantae; Streptophyta; Magnoliopsida; Lamiales; Phrymaceae
Gene: G1
Product: transmembrane protein G1P-related 1
Biological process (GO): protein-heme linkage; cytochrome complex assembly
Cellular component (GO): plasma membrane
Molecular function (GO): heme binding
Source: RefSeq, a predicted model, not a curated record
GUAAAAUCCAACUGUUUACAUCGUCUCGUGUUGCAUAAGGUGGACUGUGUGUGCAAAACGCAGUUGAAAAGUUCCUUAAACCCUUCCAGAAUUUCCUCCGAUGGCCGCCAGAAUCUCCUCGCGCUUUCUCCGGCGCCAUCUCCUCCGCCACCACCACCAACCACCCCUCCCCUCCCACCAAUUCAGCACCACCGCCAUACUCCUACCAAAAUCUCACCCUCUUACGCAUCCCAUCUUCAAUUCAUACCGAUCCGCAAUCUCCAAUCACCCCCAACACCAAUUUCUACGCUUUCUAUCAACCCGGUCCGUUCGCCCGACCCGACCCAACAAGCCCGACAUCGGCGCCCGCGCCCGGCAGCUCCAGACCCGCCGCCUCUGGACCUACGCCCUAGCCUUCAGCUGCGUCGCCGGCUUCAUAAUCAUAGUACUCAACCAAUUCCAAGAUCAAUUAGUCUUCUACAUCACCCCAACCGAAGCCCUAGAAAAGUACACCACCAACCCAUCCAAAUCGAGAUUCCGCCUCGGCGGCCUCGUCCUCGAGAACAGCGUCGCCCAAAUUCCUUCCUCGCCGGAGAUUCAGUUCGUCAUAACGGAUUUAAUCACGGAUAUUCUGGUCAAAUACGACGGCAGUUUGCCGGAUCUCUUCCGCGAGGGGCAUUCGGUGGUUGUCGAGGGUUUCGUUCAGCCGUUCGACGAGGAAAUCAAGAGGAAGGAGGAGUUCGCUCUGAGGAACAGUAGCAAAUUGGGGGUUUCCGAAAAGGCGAGGAGUCUGGAGUGCUAUUUCGCCGCCACUGAUGUUCUCGCGAAGCACGAUGAGAAGUACAUGCCUGCCGAGGUGGCGAAUGCGAUCGAGAAAAACAAAAAGUUGCUCGAAGAGAAGAAGACCGAGGAGGAAGCAUUGAUCAAUGCUAGUAAUGCUGGCGGUGAUGCCGAGCCGGCUGUGAAGGCUUGAUUGCACGUUCGUCGUAGGUAAUUUUUUUAAUUUUUUUUUUCGGUUUUGAUUUUUGAAUUCUUUUCCCGUGGAUUUAGAUUGAUGUUCGGUAUGAUUCUUAUACGAAUUUGAGCAGAAAAAAGUGAGAGGAAAACUAAUUGAUGAUGCAGUAUCAUAUUUUUGUUGUUAUAGUGAGAUUUCGGAAUGUGGUUCUUAUUGAAUAAUAGUAGUAUCAAUCAAUGCCCUGAGAAUCACUAGGGUUUUUGGAUUAUUGGUAUUAAGCGAAGUAAUUAAUAAGUUGCAUUUUUGCGUUUGUUAUGGAUCAUAAUUUACGGGCACAAUUAUUCGUA